GUCAUUUAAAGUCAUGUGACUGCACAGAGCGCCGCAGCAGCGUGUUGUAGUUUAGGCUACCCGCAGCAGCGGCCAGUACAGCUGUUAAUGUUGUGUUUUAUUAAUACAUCGUUUAACCAUGUGGACUUUUCUAUCUGUAGCCGUGUUGGUCAGCUGUGCCUCAGUGUUGCAAGCUUCACCUCUUUCAGGGAGGACAGUUCCUGAUUUUGGACAAAUGUACCAUAUAAAAGGUGUGAUCUCAUUACCCUAUGCUGAAAUCAAGGAACCAUUUGAAGGCUGGUAUGAUCUACAGGGGAAGAGAAGCAGAAUUGAUUACUACCAUGGACAAGUCUCCACUUUUCAGCUUGGAGCAGUGGGAGAUCAAGGUGUCAGCUACAAAAUCACACCUGUGACAACAGAGACUGAAUUUAAUGCCAUGAAAUGCUUCCAAGUCAAUGGCACUAAGGAGGAUCCAGUUCUGCCUCAGGCUGCACUGCCUGACCUACAGGGCUUUCAGUUUGAACAAAUGGAAUACUUUGGUGGACACUUGUGUGAGGUGUGGAAGAAUGUCACUGUUGUUGGACACAAAAAGAACACUUACCGUCUGUGGGUGGCUCGACCAGAGGGUGGGGCAUCACUUGCCAAACCUUACCAUUAUGAAAUGAUGGGUUUCAACACGCUUUUGGGUUCCCACUAUGACAAAUACCUCAUCGACUACAGUGACUUCAGCCCUCGAACCAACCCUGAAGACUUUAAUCUGCCCGAAGGUACGAGCUGUGGUCCUUUUCCUGGUCCAGGAGUGGAGCACAGAAUACUAGCCAACCCCAUUCAAGACCUGAUUCAUACUUCUCCUGUGGGCCAUGCCCAUCGCUUAUUUGGGCACUUUAAGGAAAAAUAUGAGCGAAACUAUGAAGAUGAGGUGGAACAUGAAAAGCGAGAACACAACUUUGUACAUAAUGUUCGAUAUAUUCACUCCAAGAACAGAGCAGGCCUAUCAUAUUCCCUGUCAGUAAAUCAUCUGGCUGAUCGCACAGAGGAAGAACUGGCAAUGAUGAGAGGUGGGAAACACAGGAAGACUCCUAACAAAGCCCAACCUUUCCCCACUGAACUCCUCUCUCUUAAUCUGCCUGACUCCCUGGACUGGAGGCUGUCUGGUGCUGUGACCCCUGUAAAAGACCAAGCUGUGUGUGGGUCCUGCUGGAGCUUUGCAGCAACAGGAGCACUUGAAGGAGCAUUGUUUCUAAAGACAGGGGAGCGUGUGGUGUUGUCUCAGCAGAUGCUAGUGGACUGUACAUGGGGCUUUGGGAACAAUGGCUGUGAUGGAGGAGAGGAGUGGAGAGCAUUUGAAUGGAUCAUGAAACAUGGUGGCAUCUCCACUGCAGAGAGUUAUGGUGGAUACACUGGAAUGAAUGGCCUAUGUCAUUAUAAUGCAUCCUCUCUAACUGCCCAUGUGAAAAGCUACACCAAUGUCACUAGUGGAGAUUUGAAUGCUCUGAAGGCUGCGCUGUACAAAUCUGGUCCUACUGCAGUCGGCAUCGAUGCUGCUCACCGCUCCUUUAGCUUCUAUAGUAAUGGCGUAUAUUAUGAGCCAGACUGCAAGAAUGGCCCAGAUGACUUGGACCAUGCUGUGCUAGCAGUGGGUUAUGGGGUAUUGGAUGGACAGCCUUACUGGCUGGUGAAGAACUCCUGGUCCACUUACUGGGGUAAUGAUGGUUAUGUGCUUAUGUCCAUGAAGGACAACAACUGCGGCGUGGCAACUGGGGCCACAUACGUUACAUUGUCCUAAUAUACAUUAUUAAAGAAAAAUACCCAGAUAUACCGUAAUUGGUUACAAACUAGAGCUGAUUCAUGUGGAGCAACAAAACUCAGUAUUUAACUCUGAAAUAUUUUCUCCUCUCGAAACAGCAACAAAUAUUGCAUCGUGUCUUCUGGCCACAUGGUGUCACUAAUGUUAAACAUUGUUUUAUUAGCAUACACAAGUGUAUGCGUCGAAAUCAAAUGUUUCAUGUGGUGUUUUUUUUUUUUUUUUUUUUAAUGCAGCCUUAUUGGUCAUACACUGUGUGAGGUAGCAGUGCUAAUGGGUUACUGUUGAAACUGCUGGGUACUGAAUUGAACACUUUUUUUUUUUUUUUUAAGAGAAGGCUUUUAAUUUAAUCAUUAAGCCCUACCCUGAAAUAAUUUCAUAAAAUCUUUACGCUUUGGGAAAUCCUAAUGUUUUGUUCUUUUUAUAAUUAAAGUUGUGUUUACCAUAAA
Messenger RNA from Neoarius graeffei (lesser salmon catfish), 2232 nucleotides. RefSeq names its product digestive cysteine proteinase 2-like. NCBI's taxonomy places the organism in Eukaryota, Metazoa, Chordata, Actinopteri, Siluriformes, Ariidae. Gene Ontology annotation, molecular function: cysteine-type endopeptidase activity. Gene Ontology annotation, biological process: immune response. The coding region runs from base 119 to 1765 and encodes 548 amino acids. The transcript has 11 exons. The record is from RefSeq and is a predicted model, not a curated record. Gene Ontology annotation, cellular component: lysosome.